UUUGGACUGGUUGGUCGGUCAAACAGACAAGUUGACUACAGUAGUAUAAAAAUAUUUUCAAUUCAAACGAACAUAUCGCAUGGUGGUACUCUUAAAUAUCCUGAUGACGAGGCUCCUGAUUAUUUUUCUAUCGUGCUUACUUAUCGGUAGUGCUGUUGAACAGUAUGAGUCACCCAAGAUUACUGAUAGCAACGAGUUUUCGCUUAUGUUUCCUAAUGAGCGAACUUCUUUGGAUGAUUGUCAUCUUCGCUUUUACAAGUUGAACCCAGACGUAGAAGUUAAGCCAGUGUUUGGUAAGCCGGUUCCGCUUAAAGAAUUCGCCCACAUGGGAGCGAUUGGGUGGACCCAGCGUAGCGGAAAUAUACUGUGGCAGUGCGGUGGAACUCUGAUUUGGGAUAACUUUGUACUGACAGCGGCACACUGUGCUGUGGAUUCAAGUAAUCAGGCUCCCGAUGUUGUGAGAUUUGGUGAUAUAAAUCUAUUCAGUUCUGACGAUGACAAGUAUGCUCAACAAUUGAAGAUUGUGAAUGUAAUUAGACAUCCGAUGCACAAGUUUUCCGCUAAUUAUCAUGACAUAGCGUUGGUGAAACUAGAGAAAAGUGUUAGAUUGCACGACACGGUGGCUCCUGCCUGUUUGUGGUUGGAUAAAGAAUUAAGGUUCCGUAAAUUGGAGGCUACCGGAUGGGGUAGAACUGGAUUUGCUCAGGAGCAGACACCCGUUUUGUUGAAAGUAACUUUGAAGCCAAUUUCAAAUGAACAAUGUAGUCAGUUCUACAGUAGCAGCAUCAACCGAAAGCUUCGAUUUGGUCUACAUGAACAGCACAUUUGUGCCGUUGACGAGAGAAUGGACACCUGCGAGGGUGAUUCUGGCGGUCCACUACAGAUUAAACUGAUGCACAAUUCCAAGGUAACCCCGUUUGUCGUCGGUAUCACCUCGUUCGGUUCUACCUGUGGGACGUCGACCCCGGGAGUGUACACCAGAGUAGCAGACUAUCAUGGUUGGAUAGUGUCUACAAUGCGGGAGAAAGGUGCAGCAGUGGAUGAGAACACUUUCAAUGCCACAUUUUGUGCUCUGCGCUAUUUAGACUACCGGGAAUAUGAAGAUGCAGUGAUUGUGAGCAAAAGUGCCGAGUUCACUUCAUACAAUUCAGCUAAUGCAAGAAUCAAUGUGCGUGGCGAUACAUCUCAGUUGGCGAAAAUCGGCUGGGAUUCGGACGGGCGAGGAAAUUGCUUUGGAGUGAUCGUAGAUGAAGAUACAGUAUUAACUAUCGCUGAUUGUACUCAUUUCAAAGGAUCGGCGCCAACGAUAUUAACGUAUGGAGGAAACAAUACUGCAGUUAUCUCCAAGAUACAUGUUCAUCCAGGAUAUAUUGAAGGAUCUGCUUAUGAUAAUAUUGCUAUCCUUAAGUUGGCGGAGCUCCUUGAUUUGCCGAUAGGAUUUCAACCAUCAUGCAUUUGGCAUGGAAACGAGAUUCCCUACACCAUUUUAAGGGUUAUGGGUUAUGGAAGAAUUGAUAUGAGCGAUUUUGCAUUGUAUAAACCGAUCCUGUUGGACCCGACCGAAACCUUUCUGCACAUCCAAGCUAGAGUAUUCAACGAAAGUAGCUGUGUGCUGCCAAAUUCGUAUUUGCGAAGUCUUCCACGAGGUUUUUCUAGGGAACAUAUUUGUGUUGGAAACGAUGUCUUUUUGGUGCCUGAAUCGUGUCGACCAAUGUUAGGUGCUUCAGUUGCAGAAACGAUGGGGAUAAAUUAUCGUAAAUAUCAUAUUACAUUCGCUCUCAACCAACAGAGUAGGGACUGUGGGUUUGGUGAGUAUAUGCUGGCCACUCGUCUAUCCAGCCAUAUAGAGUGGCUUAAAUCGGUACUGUUACCGAGCUAUCAGGAUACGAGUAGUACUUUGCGCUUCUUGGAUCCGGAUCUACAGGAAGGUAGUAGCUGUGAAAAUGAUGCUGGAUUAGAAGGUCGUUGUGUUACUCUUGCUAAUUGUUCAGUUGAGUGGCCUAAAUUCUUAGCAGAAGGAACAGCUAAGUUUUGCUCAAGUAGUAACGUUAUAUGUUGUCCAUUGACUAAUAUCAAGAAUGCGGAUAACAGUCCAAUACACUUGGAACUUCUCGAAUGUCCAAAGCUGGUAAAGCGGCUAGCAGUUGCAUAUCCUCCAGGUUCAAUGGUUAAAAUUGGAUGGAUACACGGGGAGAAGAUAGAGUUCCGAUGUUAUGGGGCUAUCAUCACCAAACUGAUAAUUAUUGUAUCGGCUAGUUGUUUGAGCGAUGGUGUUCCUCAGUUUGUGCAACUAGUGGCAAACGUGCCCAGAAAAAGCUUCGACAUAGACUCAAUUUUAUUACAUAAGGACUAUAACUCUACCGAGAACAGUAAUGAUAUAGCACUUGUCCGGCUGCGACGCCCGCUCGCCUGGAGUGAAGAUGUAUUUCCAACGUGCCUUUGGACCAACGAAUCCCAUGUGCCAUUAGUUAUGAAAGCAACUUUUGAAGGCAACAAUAAACGAAUAGGAUACGAUUUUGUGGCGCCUAUGUAUAACAGUGACUGUCAGCGCUCACACCCUCGGAAAAUCCACCGCUCGCAGAUUUGUGCAAGAUCGUAUAAGCGCAAGUCGACGUGCAUCAGUAUGAGCGAUCAGCUGCGAUGGGAUGCACCGGAUGGGGUGUCGUAUUUAGUUGGACUCAUUGCGCACGCGAGCGAUUGCGUCAACUGGCGGUACGCGGUGUUUACGAGAAUUACCUCGUUCUUGGAUUGGAUUAGUGCAGUUGCAUUUUAAUGUUGAAAUCUGUCAUGGUCAUGGAGUGAAUUCUUUUUUAUAAACACUGUAAUAAAGAAAGGGAUAGAAUCCUGAAAUCUUCAUCAAGUGGC
Molecule: messenger RNA, 2865 nt
Organism: Topomyia yanbarensis
Lineage: Eukaryota; Metazoa; Arthropoda; Insecta; Diptera; Culicidae
Exons: 12
Coding region: 80-2773 (897 amino acids)
Biological process (GO): proteolysis
Molecular function (GO): serine-type endopeptidase activity
Source: RefSeq, a predicted model, not a curated record